Messenger RNA from Parnassius mnemosyne (clouded apollo), 2340 nucleotides. NCBI's taxonomy places the organism in Eukaryota, Metazoa, Arthropoda, Insecta, Lepidoptera, Papilionidae. The record is from the annotation of a GenBank genome assembly.
AUGCCAAAGUCUGCAAAAGGAGAAGUAUAUAAAAAAAAAUAUACUGAGGAAGAUUUAGAAGCGGCAAUCCAAGCAAUUCAAAAUGGUAUGUCUAAAAGAGCAGCUGCCAAAGUAUUUGGGAUACCUCGAGGAACUUUGCAGUUUCGAUUACAAGGGAAUUUUUUAAAAACGAGACCGGGUCCGCCUACAAUCCUUACAAAUGACGAGGAAAACACUUUGGUUGAGUGGAUAAUACAAAGCAGUAGAAAAGGUUUUCCACGGCGUAAAGAAGAUCUAUUACAUAGUGUUACUGACUUUCUAAAGAAAUCACCUAGGCCAAAUAAUUUUAUAGAUAAUAAGCCAGGAGAGGGGUGGUACAAGUUGUUUCUUAAACGUCACCCCGAAAUAGUACAAAGAACGGCUGAAGCUGUUACUUCGGCAAGUGCCAAUGUAUCAGAAAAGAACAUCAAAAAAUGGUUUCAGCAAAUUGAAACUUGGUUAGAAGAAGAAGAAUUCCUGCAUAUCCUACGAGAUCCUAAACGUAUUUUUAACGGUGAUGAAACAAAUUUCUUGUUAUGUCCAAAAACCUCCAAAGUUUUAGCCCUAAAAGGUACUCGCGACGUGUAUGAAGUGGAUAACGCGCCUGCGAAAUGUGGACUGACAGUGAUGUUCACAUUUUCGGCUACCGGAGUUAUUACACCACCGAUGAUUAUCUACCCACUCAAACGUAACAGAGCAGAUAUUACGGCGUCUGUACCACCAGAAUGGGGUAUAGGUCUGUCAUCAAAUGGAUGGAUGAACAAAGAUCUAUUUUUACAAUACAUUACUAAUGUUUUACAUCCACAUCUUGUAAAAGAAAAUACAAAAUUCCCCAUUCUUCUGUUUGUUGAUGGACACAAAAGUCAUAUCAAUUUUGAACUUAGCAAAGCAUGCAAAGAAAGAGGUAUAAUACUUAUAGCAUUAUACCCAAACGCGACUCGCAUCUUACAACCCGCAGAUGUAGCUGCCUUUAAGCCUAUAAAAAGUGCAUGGAAAAAAGGAGUAUUAGAAUGGAGAAGGGAAAAUGCGACAAAAAAUUUGACAAAAAUUGAUUUUGGUCCAAUACUAAGCAUUGUAUUAAAGAAAUAUAUAGACAAACAAAUUAUUAUAAACGGAUUUCGAGCUUGUGGAUUGUAUCCUUGGAAUCCAAAUGCAAUUAACUACCAAAAAUGCCUUGGCAAAAAUGUGACCCAAUCGACCAGAAUUCAAGAAAACAGACCACAAAGGGCAAUUACAUUCACAGACUUUGAAAAAAUCGUGGGACAAAACAUCGUAUCCCGUCUUACUUCUGAGACACCCGAUAAAUCAAAUUGUUUUUACAAAGCACUAAAAGACAUAUACGACCAUUUGAAGGGUAAAGAUAUAGAACAGGAAGACAGUACUACUUCAAGCGAUUAUUUAGUAAUAGAAAAUGAAUUGAUUACAAUAAAUGACAUACCGAUCGUAAUUUCAAACUCCAAUAAUAUUGAAGAAUCUCAUACUGACACUAUUGAAACUGAAACUACAGAGUAUACUGAAUUACUUACAACAGACUUAUUUGACGAUUUGGAGACCCUAAACCUAACAGAGUCCUACGAUUUGUCAGCAGAUAUUCGGAAUACUAUUAAAAUGAAUAAUAAUUACAAACAGAGCCAACUUAUAGCGAAUUCAGAUUCAGACACACAAAAUGACUUAAAAAAUGAAAUAUUAAAUGUUCUGGAACCUACCAGUGAUAAUGUCGUUAAAGGCCCUAAUCAAUUGAUGUCGCCUAAAUUAAAAGCUAUUGCUGAAAUGUAUAAUGUUGAAAAACCGAGCGAAAGUACAGGGACUGUUAAUGUUCUAAACAAAGAAUCAAAUGAAAUAACAAACCCAAAUUUAUUAGUAAUAGAUAACGUUACAGAGACUAUUAAUAAAUCAAAUAUUAAUAACCAAAACCAAAUAGCAGAGACAGAAAAUAACAAAAAAUAUGAUUUUAAUUUUGACAAUGCUAAAUGCGAUAACGAAAUGACACCACCGAAAUUAAAGGAAAUUCUCAAUUGGCCCCAGACACCACAACGUAAAGGGAAAAUUAUGACCCACAAUCCCAUUUAUGUCUUGACUAGCCGUGAAUGGCUUGAAAUCGAGGAAAAGAAAAAAAAUGAGAAGAAAACAAAAGAAAAAGAGAAAGAAGAACGUAAAAAAGAGAGAGAAGAGAAAAGAAAACAGACAUUAAAAAGCGUAAUAAAAAUAUCAAAGCAUACCAAAAAUAUGAAAAUCGAUUCGGAAAACUUAGAAAACAUUGAAAUAUUAAGACAAGAAGAAAAAGUUUCUAGGCAUCUAUUAAAUAAAAACUCAAAAAUUUAA